Molecule: messenger RNA, 1506 nt
Organism: Aureobasidium musti
Lineage: Eukaryota; Fungi; Ascomycota; Dothideomycetes; Dothideales; Saccotheciaceae
Source: the annotation of a GenBank genome assembly
AUGGCUUACGCUGAUGAUGCCGUCAGAGCAAAGCUCUCGGCGCUGAACGAGACUCAAGAUAGCAUUGUCAGUGUCGCUCAAUGGAUCAUCUUUCACAGACGACAUGCAGACCGUACUGCUGAGCUGUGGCUCGAGAGACUCAAGGACUCAAACCCUCCCAAGAAGCUGAAUCUCAUCUAUCUCGCCAAUGGUAACCACCUGAAACUCUAUCCAUCACAUGCGACCACUACUAAUGCCCGUCCAUANGAGGUCGUACAGCAAUCAAAGGCACGCAAGAAGGAUGACUUCCUUGUGGCCUUCAGUCCUGUAAGUUUCCAUCCUGUGCGCUGUCAAGUCCCUCUAACCAGACUANNGAUCAUCGCAGAAGCCACAUCCUUGGCCUACAAGAGCGGCACCCAGGAUACUGGCGGUAAGAUCAAGCGUGUCGUAGAAGUCUGGCGUCAGCGCAACAUCUUCGAUCUUGCCAUACAGGAUGCUACUGAGAAGCGCAUUCAAGGUACUAACCGGCAUCGUCUCUUAGCGCCAUCGUUUACUAACAAGCUGCANGAGGUCGACAAGUCACGUACAGCUCGUUCAGGCGGCGCUCGACUCGGUGGUUCCCUUCUCGGUGGCUCUCUCUUCUCCAACAACUCCUCGGCCCCGCCAGUCCCAUCCGAGCUACAACCCCUGGCACAACUGCAGUCCUCCCUUUCUCGCGCCGACUCUGCCGCUCAACCCCUCGUCCAGACAGCAAACACCGAACACGCAAAGCUGACGGAUCCAAACACUCCUGUACCCAGUCCUCCCGUUCACGCCGCUCGCCUGUCGUCGCUUUUGAAGAACCUUGCCGCUGCAGAGGGCGCCGUUGAAGCUAGUCUGAAGGCCCGAGACGAACUCAUCACUGGAUUGGUGAAACUGCUUGAUGCUAACAGGGAUAAGCUGGAAGAAGAAGAGAAAAUACACUCGGAGCUUUCGUCUCGCCGCGCCAUUAUUGAGGGAAAGAAGAAGGAUGUCGAGGACGGCAUUAUGCGUGGUCUGUCCGCUGAUGCUUCGGCCGCCGUGUCCUCUGGCGCUUCUGCCAAUCCUCGUCCUACUGGUGGUGACGGCAGUCCCGAGGUUGAAUCUUUCACGCCACCUNNCCCCCCUGAUGUCGAGAACUUCACCCCCACUGGCUCUCCUGAACCUGCCUAUCCCGCAGACGACCACUCAUACGACCAAGACUUCCUGGAAUCAAACACUUUUGCCGCAGACCGUAAUCAAGAACAGGAACCUGUACACACCGAACCCGCCCCCUCAUUUGAGCCUCCACCAGCUCUUCAAACUAGUGCCCCUGGCAUGUCAGAAGGCGCAAACAUGUUGCUUAACAGCCUGGCCCGUCCCGCAUCAAACAGCCCUGCUGCCACUUCUGAUCCCAGACUGAAGAGAAGAAAGAUGAACCACAACUCUGAAAUGGAUGACGAGCUCUUCAGUACCGGCGAGGGUGUCGGUCUGGACAAGGACGUUGCUGCUAUGCUCGGUGCUCAGUGA